ACUUUGAUACUCGUUGUAUUUCAUGGGUUCAAAGAAAUGGCUAAAAAGGUGCAAGUAGUAUAAAAUUUUAGUUUAAAAAUAAUAUAUUCCUAUUGUCUGUUAUAGUAAAUGGUGAAUUGUUUUACGACUCAGUACUAUACACCGUUUUUUUAAGGAUAUGGCGUCAACGGGCAGUACACCUUUUCCUAAAUGGCAACUAGCUAUUCUUUUAGGUGCUCCUUUAGCCAUUGGUUUAGGUUACCUUUAUCUAAGAAAUAGAUUAGAAGAUUCUGAAAAUAAGAAAGUCACGGAUCUGAAAACCAAGACAACGAUAUCUUUGGAUAAUGAGGAAAAUAAUACCAAGGCCUCUGAAACCGCUAUCGACCGCGCAAUGAAAUUGAAAGGCGCCGGAAACCGUGCUUUCCAUGCUGGCGAGUAUGAUAAAGCUAUAUCUCUGUAUAAUGAAGCUAUUGAGGCAUGUCCUCCUGAUCGUCCAGUAGAUCUUGCUACUUUUUAUCAGAAUCGUUCUGCGUGUUAUGAGAAACGUGAAAUGUGGGAACAAGUUAAAGAAGAUUGCACGUUUGCACUUAAGCUCAAUGAGAAAUAUGUGAAAGCAUUCCUGCGAAGGUCUCGUGCAGCAGAGAAAAGUGGCGAUCUUGUUCUAGCUUUGGAGGAUGUUACUUCUGCUUGUAUCUUGGAAAGAUUUCAAGUUCAGAGUUCUUUAGUCAAUGCUGAUCGUAUACUAAAAGCAUUAGGUAGACAACAUGCUCGAGAAGCUCUUGCUAAACGGCGUCCUGUGAUGCCUUCCAAACAUUUUAUUAAAACAUACUUUUCUGCAUUUUCUGAGGAUCCCAUUUCUAAAAUGCAACUUGAUGAUAAAGUUACUGGUGGUUUUGCAAAGGCAAAAACUGCCCUCAAUGCUCAGGAUUAUGAUGCCAUUGUAGAUGCUUGCACAGAUGAAUUGUCAGGUAAUGGAAAGUACAAAAAUGAGGCUUUGUUAUUACGUGCAACAUUCUACUUGCUUUUGGGAAGACAUGAUGAGGCCCAAGCGGAUCUUGGAAUUGUUAUUGACAGUGAUGCAUCAACUAAAGUGAAAGUCAAUGCAUUAAUCAAGCGUGCAUCUCUUUACACUCAAUUGGAGAACACUGACCACUGUUUGGAAGACUUUGCUCGAGCAGCACAACUAGAUGCAAAUAAUUCAGAUAUUUACCAUCAUCGUGGUCAAGUAUACUUGUUAUUAGAAAGAAUGGAUGAAGCAACAGCAGAGUUUGCAAAAGCUGUUGAACUGAACCCUGACUUCUCCAUUGCUUAUAUCCAAAAGUGUUAUGCUGAUUAUAGACAUGCACAAAUAAAUAAAAAUGUUGGUGCUUUAGCUCAAGUGAGAGCUGAUUUUGAACGGGCAUUGGAAAGAUUCCCACGAUGUGCCGAAGCAUAUAUAUUGUUUGCACAAGUUCUUUCAGACCAGCAGGAGUGGGGACGUGCUGAGUCACUAUUUGAUUCUGCUCUAUCAGUGGAUCCCAAUAAUGCCACAUUGUAUGUUCACAAAGGGCUUGUACAGCUACAAAAGAGUACAGACUUUGACAAGGCUGUCAAACUGAUCAACAAAGCUAUUGAAAUGGAUGACAAAUGUGACUUUGCUUAUGAAACACUUGGCACCAUAGAAGUACAGAGGGGAAAUCUCAGACGAUCAUUAGAAUUGUUCGAGAAGGCUAUUGCAUUGGCUAAAACAGAAUUGGAAAUGACACACUUAUUUUCAUUAAAGGAUGCAGCUGCUGCACAGUUAAAGGUUUCAGAGCGUUGGGGACUAGAUUGGACUGUGAGCUAGGUUUCUCUGCAUCCAAGGUUAUCAUCCAAACAAUGAGAAUAUUAUUUAGUUUACAAAAUUCAUCUUGCAUGUUAAAUACUAUAUACAUUUAUUUUAAAUUUUUUUUUCAUUGAAUAUAUUUGAAUUUGUCCAUUUUAAUAAAUUUUGCAACAAAUAUAUUUUAUGUAUUAUAUUUAAUAUUAACGCCAAUUACAGACUGCUAAGUUAAAUACUCUUCUCAUUGGAUGGAAAUAUUUACCUAGCCGUCGCCAACUCCUACACUGCUUUCAAACAUUAUAAAAUGGAAAUAUAUUCACUAAGCUGAAAUUUGUCAGAUAUAAAUUUCUGAUUAGUCUAAUUGUACUAUGUAAAUACAUACCAUUCUCAAUUCAAUGUUGACAACUUAAUUACUCACAUUAUUUCAUGGGAUAUUCAAUAUAAUGUCAGGGUUUGAUCUGUAACAGUGUCUAAACAUUGGGAAUGUACAAAAAUGUUAAUCAUGGUACAUAUCCUUUUAUGUAAUGUGCAUUUGUAAGUAACCAAGUCAGAU
Messenger RNA from Achroia grisella, 2333 nucleotides. It is a transcript of the gene Tom70, whose product is annotated as mitochondrial import receptor subunit TOM70. Bases 158 to 1804 code for a protein of 548 amino acids. The transcript has 2 exons. Gene Ontology annotation, biological process: RNA processing. Lineage: Eukaryota; Metazoa; Arthropoda; Insecta; Lepidoptera; Pyralidae. The record is from RefSeq and is a predicted model, not a curated record. Gene Ontology annotation, molecular function: protein binding.